This is a messenger RNA of Neohortaea acidophila, 1797 nucleotides long. Its product is annotated as DWNN domain-containing protein. The coding region runs from base 1 to 1797 and encodes 598 amino acids. Gene Ontology annotation, cellular component: nucleus. Gene Ontology annotation, biological process: mRNA processing; ubiquitin-dependent protein catabolic process; protein ubiquitination. The transcript is spliced from 2 exons. The record is from RefSeq and is a predicted model, not a curated record. NCBI's taxonomy places the organism in Eukaryota, Fungi, Ascomycota, Dothideomycetes, Mycosphaerellales, Teratosphaeriaceae. Gene Ontology annotation, molecular function: zinc ion binding; ubiquitin protein ligase activity; nucleic acid binding.
AUGUCUUCCUCCAUUUUCUUCCGCUUCAAGUCGCAGAAGGAUCCGCUACAGAUCACUUUCGAUGGCACCAGUCUGUCGGUGUUUGAGGUGAAACGUGAAAUCAUAGCGCUGUCCAAGUUGGGCGACGGUACGGACUUCGACCUCGACAUCUACAGCGCCGACGGGAAAGAUCCAGUCUACGAUGACGAUACCACUCAGAUUCCUCGAUCCACCACGGUCAUCGCCAGGCGACACCCUUCAAGACCAGGCGCUGGCCGAGCCGCACGCUACGUCACCGGCAAGAUGCCCGUCAACGCCAAGAACGCACACCGCAUCGAAUCUAUCGCUUCCUCGGCACCGAUCAAGAGUACGCCGGUCGCCAACAAUAUGGUUAAUGUAGGAGGCAAGGAGAUGAGCGAGGAGGAGAAGCUGCAAGCCCUACUGAGCGCGAACGAUCAAUCGUGGAGGGCCGAUCAAGCAUCCAUGUCGCACAAGCCCGUUGUACGUAGUACUUACAAUAAGUCGGCCGCUGUCCCCGACAAGCCGUUACCCCCGGGCUACCUUUGUCAUCGCUGCGGCGAGAAAGGCCACUGGAUCCAAGCAUGCCCCACUAACAACGACCCCAACUUCGACAACCGCAAAAAGAUCAAACGCACCACUGGCAUUCCCCGUUCCUUCCUCAAGGCCGUUGAAAAGCCGCCCGACGGCGAAGAAGCCAAUCUCGACCCCGCGCAACGGCCGAAGAACAUCAUGUACACUGCCGACGGGGAGAUGGUGACGUUUGAGCCGGACAACGCCACGUGGGAAAAGAUCCAGGAGAAGCAGCAUGCGGCGGCGGAGAAGGCCAAGGUGGUUGCGUCGGACGAGCAGGAAGUGCGGGAUCGUGGGCUCGAAUGUUCCCUACAUAAUGGCAUUUUCGUCGAGCCCACCAAGACUCCGUGUUGCGAAAGGACGUUCUGCAAUAAUUGUAUUGAGAGCGCGCUCCUCGACAGCGAUCUCAAGUGUCCUAGUUGUGAGACGCAGCCUGUGUUGCUGGAUCAGCUGCAGCCUGAUGAAGAAGUGGUGGCGAAGCUGAAGGCGUAUGAAGAGGAGAAGAAAGCGGAGAAGGAGAAGAAGCAGACGGAGACGACUCAAAGUCCUGCCGCUGCACCACCUGCAGAUAGCACAGCCUCGACAGACGGACUUGCAGUCCAAGCCAACGGCCUGGAAUCCGGCGCUUCCACCCCCAACGGCAAAAAGCGCGCCGCAGAAGACGAGCUACCAAACGACCGCAAACCCUCGAACCCCGCCGCCGCCGCCGCAGAAAUGAAGAAGACGGGCUCCAGCCAAGGCAAAUCGACUCCCACCGGACCAGCCGCCGCAUCAAAAGCUCCCCAGCCGCCCAUCGCUCCCGCAGCAGAUCUCACGGAAUUCCACAAGCAAAUGCAAGCCAUGUCGGCCAGCAUGGGCGGGAUGCAGAAUGGAAUGCCGGCCAUGAUGAACCCGAUGAUGGGCGGCUUCAAUCCGAUGAUGAUGGGCAUGCCACCCAUGCCGGGGAUGCCUGGGAUGUCUGGAAUGCCUGGGAUGCCUGGGAUGCCUAUGAUGGGGAUGCCGGGUAUGAACAUGCCCAACUUCAACGGCGGCAACAUGAAUAUGAACGGGUGGCAUGGAAAUGGUAUGGGGCCUGGCAAUUGGCAGGGCGGUGGUGGGAUGGGUAGGGGAGGAGGCAUGCAGGGCAAUGGGAAUGAUGGUGGUGCGUAUAUGCGGCAGCCUGUCAAUCCCAAUCGCCAUCGGGGAAAGUAUCAGCGGCCGCGGAGUGCGGAUUAUCGACAGAUCUGA